GGCGGGCGCGGGGUUUUAGGGAGGCGCUGGCGGUUGCCGCUACGGGCCAUGGAGGACGUGGCGUGGGUGGCGGCGCAGGCGGUUGCGGCGUGGGUGGCGCUGGUGCUCGCCCUCAUCGUGGUACCCUCGGCGCUGGGCGUCUCCCUGGGCAUCUCCGAGGCGUACAUGUGGGUCCUGGUGAAGACGCUGGAGUGGGCUACUAUACGGAUAGAAAAAGGUGUCAAAAAGCCACAGCCAGAGAUCCUAAAGACUCCUGCUGCUAAUGGUAUCAUUGUAAGAGAUGAAACACCUAUGGAGAAAGAAAUUGCACGUUUGCAUCGAGCGGACUUUGAAUUCUCUGACAUAUUCUACUUCUGCAGAAAAGGGUUUGAGGCCAUUGUGGAAGAUGAAGUGACCCAAAGGUUUUCCUCUGAAGAGCUGGUCUCCUGGAAUCUCCUCACAAGGACUAAUGUGAACUUCCACUACAUCAGCCUAAGGCUGACUAUUGUAUGGGUCAUUGGGGUUAUAGUGCGGUACUGCCUCCUGCUGCCCUUACGCUUUACCCUCGCUGCCAUUGGGAUUACCUCGAUGAUUGUGGGGACAACAAUGGUAGGACAGCUGCCAAACAGCAGUAUGAAAAACUAUCUGAGUGAAGUGGUCCACCUCACGUGCUCCCGCAUCCUUGUCAGAGCUCUAUCUGGUACCAUCCAUUACCAUAAUAAGGAGAACAAACCUCGGAAGGGAGGAAUUUGUGUUGCCAACCACACAUCACCAAUAGAUGCGAUCAUUUUGACAAAUGAUGGGUGCUAUGCAAUGGUUGGCCAGGUUCACGGUGGACUAAUGGGAGUGAUUCAGAGAGCCACAGUCAAGGCCUGUCCUCACGUGUGGUUUGAGCGCUCGGAAAUGAAAGACCGCCAUCUAGUGACUAAAAGACUCAGGGAACACGUGGCGGAUAAAAGCAAGCUCCCGAUCUUAAUUUUUCCAGAAGGCACCUGCAUAAACAAUACAUCUGUGAUGAUGUUCAAGAAGGGGAGCUUUGAAAUAGGAGGGACAAUCUAUCCUGUUGCAAUCAAAUAUGAUCCUCAGUUUGGAGAUGCAUUCUGGAACAGCAGCAAAUUCAACAUUGUGAGUUAUCUGCUGCGAAUAAUGACCAGCUGGGCCAUUGUUUGCAAUGUGUGGUACCUACCACCAAUGGAUAGAAAGGAAGGUGAAGAUGCUGUUCAGUUUGCCAACAGAGUGAAGUCGGCCAUUGCUCGCCAAGGAGGACUGACUGAACUUCCCUGGGAUGGAGGUCUGAAGCGAGCAAAAGUCAAAGAUACUUUCAAAGAAGAACAGCAGAAAAACUACAGCAAGAUGUUAGUGAGAAAUGGAUCGAUAGGAAGUUUGUCUACGGGAGCAGAGUCAGACUGAAUGGUAGUUCUUGAAAACUAAUUUUGCACAACCAGCCUUAGCAGGAAUAAUGCUCUUCAAUUAAAAAAAACCAACAAAAACUGGAGCAACAAAAUCCUCAUCACAUGUGUGCAUAUUCUCUGUAUGGCUGGUGCAGAGCAUGCCAAGGGUAGUGUCUUUGUGUUUCUCCCUCCCUUUUCACUCCUCUUGCUCCCCUGCCCCUUCCCAUCUUCACAUGAUGAUGCACUGCAGCUCCUGGUGUUCUGGGGCUGAAUGUGUGGAGAGAUAAGGGACAAAAGGCAAAAAGUACUGUUUUUUCCAAGUUUGUAGGGACAAAGGGAACUAGACUGAACGUGCUGUCAGGACACUGCUUGUGAAGAUACCUCUUGUUCGUGGUACUUGGAAACUUUAGAUGUAACAAUUUUCUUUUUCCAGUUGCUCACAGACUUUUAGUUGUAGAUGACUUAACGUGUUCUAGGAUGUUGUUGGAACUGUAAGGCUGACUCUUGGUUGGCUUGUGCCUGAAUGUGCAAGGGGGGAAGAAAAGCAAGGGCUGCAGAGCCUGAAGGAUAUGAAAUGACCUACCCUGAUAAAAGUACAGUUCAAAGACCAUGAGAAAUUUGGUGGCCUUAUAACAUGAUAUCGCCUUUACUGAGAACUGCUACUUGAGUGGAGAUAAGGGGCUAGUCCUCAAUCUCGCUUUCCAUUGCUACUGUCAAAAUGACUUUCUUGAGAUCUGGAGUUGUAAAGAUAAAAGAGUAAGCAGCUGGAUAACAUAGGCUGUGAUGGAUGAAUUUUUAUGAAGGGGGUUUUCAAGACUGUCUGCAAAAAAUUACUGCUGAUGGCUUAAAGAUCUCAAGAGAGCUGCUCCGGAAACACAUUUUCUGUUGAUCUGGGCUAGCGAUAGCUAUCACAACUAUAAACAUAGGAACCAUAAGUCACUUGUGAUACAAGAUGUGGCAUGUUCAAAUCUGCAAUAUAUUGCUGUCUUAAUGUAAAGAGAAAUAAAUUCUAUA
Cuculus canorus (common cuckoo) is the source of this 2384-nucleotide messenger RNA. Its product is annotated as glycerol-3-phosphate acyltransferase 3. The coding region runs from base 49 to 1389 and encodes 446 amino acids. Gene Ontology annotation, biological process: triglyceride biosynthetic process. Gene Ontology annotation, cellular component: endoplasmic reticulum. Lineage: Eukaryota; Metazoa; Chordata; Aves; Cuculiformes; Cuculidae. The record is from RefSeq and is a predicted model, not a curated record. The transcript is spliced from 12 exons. Gene Ontology annotation, molecular function: glycerol-3-phosphate O-acyltransferase activity.